Messenger RNA from Harpegnathos saltator (Jerdon's jumping ant), 1778 nucleotides. RefSeq names its product organic cation transporter protein. Lineage: Eukaryota; Metazoa; Arthropoda; Insecta; Hymenoptera; Formicidae. Gene Ontology annotation, biological process: transmembrane transport. Gene Ontology annotation, cellular component: membrane. The transcript has 9 exons. Bases 63 to 1778 code for a protein of 571 amino acids. The record is from RefSeq and is a predicted model, not a curated record. Gene Ontology annotation, molecular function: transmembrane transporter activity.
UUUUCAGGGAAAAAGGGAGGAAAAAGAAACGAAGGAAGGCAGGAAGAUAACACCGUCGUCGGAUGCGUACGCAUCGUCGCGAUCGCAAUGACAUUUUUGCGAGUGUGACGCGCGAGGCACAUGGAGUCGAUUCCGCAGUCGAAGCGAGCAUAGAAAAUAGCGCAAGUAUCUUUCUGGACGGAGUGCGGAAGAAAAUGGAAGCGGAAGCGAGCGAGAGUACUAUGAAGAAUACGAGAAUCGACGAGUACGCGAACGUGAACGUCAAAGGAGUGUCCAACGGUAAGGACGAGCAUGUCGACGCUGACGGGAACAUCGACGCCGUGCAGACCGCAAUCGGCGACCUCGGCAGGUGGCAGAUCUUCGUCUGCCUGGCGAUAUCCCUGGUGAAAUUUCCGGUAGCCUGGCAUCAAUUGGCGAUCGUCUUCAUGGCGCCGCAGCAGGAUUAUAAUUGCACGGUGCCCGCCACCACGGACUCCGAAGACCAGUGCGCGGUCGAUGUUAACGGCACGCUGGUCGAGUGCACGGAAUGGACGUAUGAUCGAAGUAUCUUUUCCGAAACCAUCAUCUCGCAGUGGAAUUUAGUCUGCGACCGGACUCACUAUGCGAACAUACAGCAGUCGAUUCUCAUGUUCGGCGUGCUCCUCGGUAACAUAAUCUUCGGCAGUUUGGCGGACAGGUACGGCAGGAAAAUGCCGCUGAUGGCUUCCGUGGUUCUUCAACUGCUGUCGGGGAUCGGGUGCGCCAUAGUUCCUUGGUUUCAAGCGCUCUUGCUGAUGAAGUUCCUGAGUGCCUUGGCCACUGGAGGCAUGAUAGUCACUAGUUUCGUUAUUUGUAUGGAAAUAAUAGGUACAGAGUGGCGAGCCGCCAUCAACUUCUUUUACCAAAUUCCCUACUGCCUGGGUCACAUGUCGCUGGCGGGACUCGCGUUCUGGUUUCGACACUGGCGACAUCUGCAGAUCGCCAUCACCCUUCCGUCUAUUGUCUGUUUAAGUUACUGGUGGCUGGUGCCCGAGUCGCCUAGGUGGUUGAUAGCCGUAGGAAAACAGAGAGCGGCCUGCAAAAUCCUGCAGAAGGCGGCCAAUAUCAACAAAGUGAAGAACGUCGACAUCCCCGAAGUGGUCAGGAAACAUUGUUUGCAGCAGAAUUUCAAGAAAUCCGCGCUGGACCAUAAGCCCUCGUUUUUGGAUCUGUUUCGCACGCCGAACAUGCGCGUCAAGUCACUGUCGAUCUUCUUCAACUGGAUCGUUUGCGGAGUGGUCCUGUUCGGCAUGUCGCAGUACAUCGGCCAGGUUGGCGGCGAUAUUUUCAUCAACUUCGCGGUGUCCGGUGUCAUACAGCUUCCCGGUUGCUUCGUCGGUUGGUGGACGAUGAACAAAUUCGGUCGGCGGGUCACCCUGAUUUACAGCAACCUCAUCGCCGGCGUCUCCUGUCUCCUCUUGAUCGCCGUGCUAAACGAUAGCGCGUGGGUGAGGCUGCUGUUGGCGAGUUUCGGUAUCGUCGGUACGUCGGUAUCGUUUAUGACGGCCUACCUUUUCUCCGGAGAACUGUUCCCCACAGUCGUGAGGAACAUCGGAGUCGGCGCGAGCAGCAUGUUCGCCCGGCUAGGCUCCAUCGUGGCGCCCUUCGUGGUGUCCUUGAGCAGCAUUAAAGCGUGGCUGCCGCUGGUCGUGUUCGGCCUCUCGCCGCUAAUUGCAGCCGCGCUGUGUCUGUUAUUACCCGAAACUGCCGGAUGCACCUUGCCGGAGACGCUUCAGGACGGAGAGGAGUUUGGCAAGUGA